Lindgomyces ingoldianus is the source of this 3797-nucleotide messenger RNA. RefSeq lists its product as uncharacterized. Gene Ontology annotation, molecular function: protein binding. The transcript has 2 exons. The record is from RefSeq and is a predicted model, not a curated record. Lineage: Eukaryota; Fungi; Ascomycota; Dothideomycetes; Pleosporales; Lindgomycetaceae. The coding region runs from base 205 to 3558 and encodes 1117 amino acids.
CACAUUUCCAUCCGUCGGUUCUCGUUUGUAGUAUAUUUCUUUCAUUCCACCUGCUCUUACUUGUGGCGUUCCGGGGCUUGCAUCUAAUUGCUCUCACUGUGGGCUUUUGCUGUGGAAUUCGGAGGCAUGCAAAGCUCCCAUAGAACUUGCCUUGUUACCCGGUAAUUCGUGGUGGUGAUCAUCACGCCCCAGACGCUGAGGCUGAUGCUUGAGCGAGCUUCGACAUGCCUCGAAACUGGUGGACGACAGCUCCUUCGACCCCCCAAACGAUGCGUACGCAGUCGUCGAAUGCUGCAUUCCUCCUUUUGGCAUCACGGUGCGAGCGAUUUAAGCCUCCCAAUAUGGUGGUCGUCUGAUUUGAUUUCGAAUCACCCGGAUUUUGACUCGGACGACAAGUCGAGGGGACAGAGAGGCCACAAUGGAUUGCUCCUAGAUUUUCUCUACCCAGAAAAGACUCUUGCUCUAAUUCGAAGAAUGUCAAUUUGCAAAUGGAAUGUCUUGCAAACCCAACGGAGACUUUGUCUUCAUGGAACUAGUGUGCGGCAGUUCUCCACACGCAGGGAUGGGCAGGAGCUGGACGAGGAGAUUUAUCUGGAAAAGCUGGCACUGCAAGAAGAGGUUGACCAGAGACUGGAGGGUUCCACUGCACGUGAUGCGCUUCGAGAUAUACUAGACACGAGCGAGCUUGGAAAGCAAGAGUUGGCAUGGCGCCUUUACUCUACAAUCCAGGAACGGAGUCGAACACCUGAUUUGCGUGCCGAUCUUCUCGAAUAUCUUGCUUGUCCCGUGGCCUCGUUCGACGCCAAUCGCAUGCUUCGAGUAUUCAACACUCUACCGCACGAGCACCGUCGAGCAUCGUCAUAUCGAAUCGCCAUUUCUGCCUACAUCGCAUUGAGAAUGGUAGGGCCGGCGGUUCAACUUCACGAAGAAGCUGCAACUGGAAAAGUUGGGCUCCAAUUUGGGACACAUAUCGUUCUUGGACAGACCGUACAGGACAAUCAGUGGGACCUCACCCUCCGCGUAUUCAAGGCUUUUUGGCGCCGUGUCUCUCGCGAAAACGACUUCAAAUCGAUUUGGACCAAACCAAAGGGGGUCCUCUGGGGGGCCAUCUGGGCUUCUAUAGCAGAAAUACCAGACUUGAAGAAUAAUCUACUGUCUUUGCUCCAAUACGUUCGACAAUUCCAACAUGAAAUUCAAUCCAACGACGAAAACAAGGAGGCACUGAGACUCUUCAUGGCUGGAUUCGUGCCCGAAGUCACUUUACAGACCCUAAAUGUGGAUGAUCCGGAUGAAGACGUUAUAUGGCACUUUUUCACCAAUCUUUUCCGCGACAUUCGGACUCUUGGCCUUCAAACUGCGCACUUUUAUAAUAGUGCUAUUGGACAGAUGUUGAAUUUGCUGAGAUACCAAGAGUACUUUCAGCGUAGUAAGCCUUUUCUGGAGCUGUACAGACAAUACCGAGAAGACGCGCUCCAUAAUCCUGACCCAAACUUCCGACCCCCAAUGCGUUUGCUUAUGCGACUGAUGCAUCAAGUCGGCGACAAAGGCAGUCUUAAUGGCAUCGCUGGCUUAGUCAGUGAUUGGCACUUGUUUCACCCGAAUUCCCCCCUUCCGUAUGACGCCCUGGUCUACCUUCUGGAAUUUUAUGCAGGAUUCGGAGACGCUGAGAGCGUCCACGAAUAUUUCAGCCAAAUUCGUGAACGGUAUAGCCACAAAAUCGACCUGCGCGUUCUAUCUUCGCUCCUAUUUGUGUAUGCUAGACGCAUCGACGUUCGCAGUACGGGGAAACAGUUUGAGCGAAUAUCUGGAGAAUUUGGGCUGGCGCCGGACACUACAUGCUGGAACAUUUUGCUUCUUGCGUAUGCGAGAGCCGAUGACCUAGACGGCGCCCUCCACUGCUUUAGCCGGAUCCUGGAGUCGGGGAUACAACCCGACAAGCAUACUUUUGGGCCACUGUUGAACCUCUGCGCCAGCAGGGGGGAUGUCGAGGCAUUUGAAGAAAUCUUUUCCAAAGCUCAGCAGCUCAAAGUUCACCUUCGAAAUGAGGCAGUUGCAAGAGCUGGCUAUGUGCAGGCGUGCCUAAAUUCAGACGAUGUUGAAGGCGCCGAGGCGAUUGCUCAAGGAAUGCUCGCCGAUCACCGUGCCGGCACUCUUCACGGCCCUCUCACACCUGCAUGGAACCUUAUCAUCCAACAUUACGCGCUUCAAAAAGAUGUUGCGUCGAGCCGACGAGUCUACAAACAGAUGGUUGAGAACGGCAUUCCUCUUGAUACUUGGACGUAUGCUGGGCUGAUGCGCUCCCUAGUCGAGCUCCGCCAAACCAAUGCUGCCUAUAAGAUCUUGAGAGUCACCAUGCCAAGAAACCAAGUCAGGGGUCACGCAUUCCACUACGCGCUCGUCAUGACGGGGUUCAUCCGCGAACGUCAAUUUCAUCGCGCUAUGGAGGCUCGCAAACGGAUGUUGCGCCGGAACGUGCUGCCAACUGUGAGCUCCCACCUUGCCUCCUUAGAAACGAUUGGCAUAAACGAGCUGCGAAAGCUUCAAGAUGCGGGCGACGAAAACCCACUCACGCGGCUGGUGGAAGUGGAGGAAUCACUCCGAGAGAUGUUGUUGGAAAGCUACGAGUCCUCUUUGGCCCUUCGACAGCCCCGUCGUGCCCGAUUGCUUGGUAUGGCGCAGGAUAGCGUCCCCGAGGGAUAUUUUGGGUUUCUCAUAUUGCUCUACAGUGCACGGGGGGCGUAUGCCAUUUGCAAGGAGCUGUUCGAAGCUGCGUCCAUUGGGAAAUCAGAUGAGGCGGGAUACGAGGCCCCCAUCGGUCUCCUCACUGCGAUCAUGGAGGCACAUCUUGCAGCAAAGGAAUAUGAUGAGGUUGCAAAAUGUUGGGAGCUCGCGCGAUUGCAAGCAGAUAAGAUGACCAAGACUUGGCACCAGGCUACCACAGAUCCCGACCCCCCCAAAAUUGAGUUCGGUUCUCUGGUCGACCCGUCUGUGAUAGCCCAGGCCGCAGAGGCAAGGAUUGCGAGCAACCGCCGACAGAUACUUUUCAAGACCUCCAGGAUUUACAUUCGGAGCCUCCUCGCCCAGGAGAGCCCACAGAGUCUCCAACAGGCGAUGAGGACUAUCUCUAACCUGCUCACGAACGGGUAUAUUAUCGACAAUCUCACCUGGAAUGAAUUCAUCCAGAUGCUUGCGCGAAGAGGCAGGGUCAUGGAUGCGUUCACUGCUUGUGAGGCCUACCUCAUGCCAAACUUCCCCGGCUGGCGCCAGCAGCAUCCGGCGUAUGUCCGUCGUGAGCAGACCGGCUAUUCGUACAUGGAAGUUAGACACGACGACCUAUCGAGGAAGACCCUUAUGCCGCGGUACCGCACGCUGGUCUUCCUCGCAGCUGCCUACGGCCAGAUCAAGCGCGAGGAGGCCAACGGCAUGGGGUAUAAUCCUGAGUACGGCGGCUGGGCGCGCGAGGUGCUGGAAAAGAUUGCGCCGCUGACCGUCCGCGCGAUUGAAACGAUGCCAAGGACGAGGGAUAGGCUGCAGCAGAUGUACGUCCUGGGCAUGUAGUGUAUUAUCCUGUAUAUAGAGUGAAGGUGUGUAUGUAUAGUGUACGUUUUAGCUUGUAUGAUAUGCUAUGGAAUGUGUGGAUGUUGACCUUGGCACAUGGGAGCUACAGGCACUAUUUUGACGUGCUUGUGAACCACAGUUCUGCAACUCUUGAAUAGAUUGCUUGGAGAGAUAGAAUUAAUUUGGGAAAUUAACAGUCUAGCUAAAGAGAUUCGUGGUACUUCGUUUCCUGGACAGCU